Molecule: messenger RNA, 544 nt
Organism: Stegodyphus dumicola
Lineage: Eukaryota; Metazoa; Arthropoda; Arachnida; Araneae; Eresidae
Product: proton channel OtopLc-like
Biological process (GO): proton transmembrane transport
Cellular component (GO): membrane
Molecular function (GO): proton channel activity
Source: RefSeq, a predicted model, not a curated record
ACGAGUGAGAAGAACAGAGAAAGAACACUUGUCACAUUAUUUGCGAAGUAAACAAAGAGCAGAAGGUUCUUUCUCUGCGGUAUUUGGGAGAAAAAAAAUUCAACGUAAAAUGCCAGAGGCGCUCGAUGAUGAAUCUCCAGAAGAGGAACAGAUGAACGAGUUUCCUGUCACAAACAUUCCCGUCCGUCCCUCUAGCACGUUCAGUAGCAGCAGCAGCAGCAACGGCGACUCCUCGGACAGCGGAAAAGGACCACCAGAUAAAAACGACGAGGACAAUGCAGACAGUGGCAACAGUUUCACUUUUCAUCCUUCUUCUUCCGAGUUUGGCACACCGAGAAACAGCAUGAUCAAUAGCACGAUUAGUAGUAUCUCCGAAAAUGUUCCAACUUACGCAAACAACACAGAUAUAACAUUCGCAAAUCGGCGGAAAAGCACAGAUGCUAGCAUCACUAAGCAGCGGAUUCCGAGUCCAGAAGAUAGUAUGUAUGGUAUUGAUACUUAUUCGGAGAUGGCAGAUGAAGAAAAAACAAAACUUCUCAGGUAA